AUUGGGGAUUGAGAUUGAAUUUUAAAUUGAGCCAAUCAGUGCAAAGUUAGCUGAUUCUGAUUUCCUGAAAUUUAAUGCACUUUGUGCCGAUUGGUCGAAUUUCAAUUCAAUCUCGAUCUCUAAUCCAUAAUCUGAUACGGGCUUUAAUGGAUAUCAGAUUGUCGCGUGUUAGGUGCCGCGUACGGUAUAAAUCCUCCGUUACUACACCUUUCUCAACUCAACAGUGCGCAAAGUUCCACUGAAACCGUGGUCUAUGCACGCUAAGAUCGCGGCCAUGCGAAAUAUGUUUUGAGUCGUACUUAUUGCGGUUUCGACUGGACUCUGAAAAUGAUGGAAUUCUCCUUGCACUGCGAAUAAAUUAAAGGCAAUUUCAAAAAAACUCCCCCUCCCCCCCCCCUGUGUAUCGAACACGUGUAGGAACGAGUAGCGAGUGUCCAAAGGAAAAAAAAAAUGGAGGGCGAUCGACUAACUAGCAAAAGUCCUAAAGAGGACGAUGAUGUCAAGGCCAAGUUCAAGGAAAUUUUAGGCUUGAGCACCACAGUAGCUUUGAAUACGCUGCACCGUGAUGUUGAACGGGUCCUGCAGGAGUAUGAGGAGGAUCACAGGAGAAACAAGAGAUUCAAAGCUUGGUUGAAGGAUGCCUUACAUCAUCGCAGCCAAUACACGACUCUCUGUUGGACUUCAGCCCUCGCAUUGCUAGUUAAUGCUGUCAUUCUCAUUGUUGCAUUCUUUACACUCAAUGAAACAUGGUAUUCUACACUGCCGUACCAAGGACUGAUAGUCUGUUGUUUAGUACUAUUAAAUUUUAUUUUAGUGAUGUCGGAUAACAAAUUACGACAUGAGGAAAUUCCUCAUAGGGUAAAGAUACUUCUCGACCAACUCAGUGUCGCACGUUCCACGUGUCGAUGGAGGCGCGAGAACUACCCUCACCUGUGUAGUCCACAGUCACCUUGCCUGACGCUGCAGUGGACGUAUCGCGAUGGUGAGAUAGUCAAUCUUCCAUGGGCUUUGUUAGUGGCUGGUGACAUAAUCGUGAUGAAGCCUGGCCAGCAAGCACCCGGAUACUGUGUACCGUAUAACGAUGCGGAAGCACCGGUAUUGCACGCCAGGGAGGUGUACAGUCCCGCUGUGCACGGCGCCAACGAGAUUUUCUCGACGCCGCAGGCCCGCGUGCCCCUGAAAAAUAAGAUCUACAAGCUCCAGGAGACACCGUACUUGAUGAACCUGCGUAUGGCGUUGGACCAGGCGCUCGACCGGCCAGUGACCUAUCAUAACCGUAAGCGCCACCUCCUGAUGAUCUGCUGCAUCGAACACCUGGCAUAUCCGAUACUCCUGAUCGUCGUUCUCGUGGUCAAUUUGCUUCGCCACGUCUAUGUGGCCGAUUACUUUGGCACUGGCCACUGGAGCGAGAUGUUCCUGCUACAACCGGUAGCCGUGAGUCUUCCUCUGUUGCCGUUAGUAUUCCCCGCCUGUUGGAUAUCCCUCAAUUGCUUCGGAAUGGCUCGUUUUAAGGCGUUAUUCAGGCUGUACCUGUCCUCUAAGAAACUUCAGUUUGUAGAUCCUUUCGAAGACGCGGAUAUCAAUGGUCCCAAUCACCCGGAGGUAGUGUACAACGGGCUUGAACUCAAGGAUUACUUUUUCGAUAUCCUUUGUGGCAAGGAGCACAUGAUGUCGAGGUCCGCGAGCAUUUUGCACGUUCUAGGCUCCGUGACCGCGUUGUGCUGCGUAGACAAGAAAGGAAUUCUGUCGUGGCCUAAUCCUACAGCAGAGAAAGUAUUCUUCCUGCGUAACACCAAUAACACUCUGUCGCCGAGCUCCAGUACUGGCAGCGUGGACAAUAAGACCGCCGAGAAGAAUCAGGAGUCCGAGGAGACCCAGGUGAAUUCCAACCGGACGUCCUACGUGCAACACGAUAUGUCGCACUCGACCGCCGAAGUCCUGGAUCUCACGCACGAUCACGCGCUGCCGUUUCGACUUCAGUUCGACGACCACUCCUGGCGGCAGCAUUUGAACUCCCUCAAACCGCUCGGCCUGGCGAUUCUCCUCAACACGUGCAACAUGGACACGCAGGAACACUACAUGCAGUUCUGCUGUCACGUCACCUGCGAGGCUCUCUACAACGAGAAUCUGGUCCCGGUGACGAACAGACGUUGUCUGUGCGAACUGGCGAAGCAGAUCGGCUUCCAAGAUCAGGCGCAGAAGAUAUUCCAGCUGGAGCAGCAGCUCUCCACAUUCAGGCACGUGCAACCGGAAAUGGUCAGGCGGGACAUCAAGUUUGCACGUUCGCUGAGCAUCGCGACGAAGCUCAAGUUCCCGUUUCCUCACAUGGUCGCUAUGGUCGUGAAAGAGCGCAGCGGCGGCGGCCUGCAAUUACUAACGCAAGGAACGGCUGAUAUCAUUCUGGAUUCGUGCAUCGAGUUCUGGGACGGGCACGAUCUCUGUCCUCUGUCUGCGUCAGACAGGAAGAAGGUGCAAGACUUUUAUCAGAGGACCAGCCUGACGUCGUACUGCACCGCGUUCGCUUACCGGCCGUUGACACGCGCCAUCAGCGACAAGAUGUCCGAGAUCUAUCUGGAACUUCCAGCGGACAGUAAACACUUGUACACACCUCACAGGAGCCCCACUCCCUUGCCGUGGGAUUUCAGGAACGUCCUCGAUCCCAGGGUGCGAGGCAUACUCGGACAGUUUCACUCGACAGAUUCUUUGUUAUGCAACGAGAACAAAGACGACAAUGUGAGCGAUGUCGAAGGCUGCUUCGAAGUUCAGUGCAACCAGGUCUUUAUCGGGAUGGUCACUAUGCAAUAUCAGGCGCAAACGGACAUGGUGCAGCUGAUCGAACAGUUGGACCGAGCGUGCAUAAGGUUCGUUCAUUUCAGCAAGGAGAACGAGCUGCGCUCACGCGUCUUCUCGGAGAAGAUGGGCCUUGAGAGCGGCUGGAACUGUCACAUUUCGCUACUUAGUGAGGGAGCCAGCACCAACCUGAACAACAGCCGAGCCAUGAGCAUGUCGGCACCGAGCGCCAUCAACACGGACUUCACGACGGUGAAGUUCGACGACGAGACCACCGAGUGGAACGACACGUCGCAGGUGAAGAGCGCCAUGAGCCACAGGGAACAGGAUACCGUGAGAAGCGAGGACAGCGUUUUAGUGCAGAGCGUCGACCUGGGGUCGGGUCAAGAAGGCUGGAGGUCCAUAAGCUGCCUCACCGACAGCACGGAACAGAGCGCACCGGUCAACUUUGAUCUGUCGAAUAGAGCCAAAUUGCCGAGGGGUAUAGAUAAGAUACGGCCGCAUAUCGAAUUGAUAGACAAUGUACCUUUAUUGGUGUCGUUGUUCACCGACUGCAACACCACGGUGACCCGCGAGAUGCUGCACAUCAUGCAGGAUUACGGCGAGGUGGUGUGCGUGCUCGGCUCUUCCGCCAACGCGGAGAACAUGCCGAUCUUCAUGCAGGCCGAUGCUGGAGUGGCGGUGGAGCCUUUGUAUCCGCAAGUAUGUCAGAAAGUGCCAGUACUGGUACCCACCACGGAGGACCAGGGAAUUUCUCCCGUCGAUCUGAGCAGAGCCUUGAACUCCGUCGCGUGCUCGUUGAGCGUGAAACGCGAGGACCCCGUGGCGAUCUUCCAUCUCAUUAUGGAGGCGCGUCAUUACAUGAGAAGCCUGUGGAACUGCGUGCAAUUCUGGCUCUGCUGUACAGUCACCCUCUCGUUCACACAAGCGCUCUCAGCGUUCUUACUAUUACCGCCGCUGUUCUCCGUUGACCAAGUGAUGUGGCUGUGCUGCCUAAUUAUUCCCAUGCUGUCGAUAUCCAUGAUCGCUACGCCGAUAGACGCGACGAUCAUGCAACGGGCGACCGGGAAGAAUCAGUGUAUAGUCAACGGAGAGGUGGCGUUGUUCGUACUAUGGUGCUACGGCAGCAAGUUCCUGCCGACGGUGAUCACAGUGAUCCUGUCGCAGUGCGUCUCGUUUCUGGCGCUCUGCCCUAUCUACGCGGCGCACAAUAACUCCAAGUGCCUGUACAUAUACCCAGACGUACGAGGCCAAGUUUCUUGGGGCGGCUGGGGCGGCACGCCGAGCGUCGUUUUGGUCGUGCAGCAUUUCGCCCUCGCUCUCAUAGUCUUACACUUUGUGACGAUAUCCGUCAGCUUCGUGCACAGGGAGUACUCGAUAUGGAAGAAACAUCCUGUUAACAACUACAUAUGGUGUCUCAGUGCACUUAUCGUAUUGUGCGCACAGGCAGCGUUCUCUGGCGCAGCGUUCUGCAAGUUUUGGAAGGAGGAAGGCAAGGAUAUUGAAGACUUCCCCGUGCACCUGGCGUUGUUCUUUCUGCUCUCUAUCCCGCUAACGUUUGCCAUCAACGAGUUGAUCAAGUGGCAAGAGAUUAAAGUGAAUGUUAGGUAUCAAAAAAGAGCGCGUCUGGAAUUCGGCACGAAGCUGGGGAUGAAUUCGCCAUUUUAGUCUAAUCGUUUCGUCACUUCGCACAUCCCGUAGAGCCGGAUGUGUCCGCAAGAACUGUAGAGAUCAAGCUACCAAGCGAGAACUCGAAAGACAGUCUCAGUCACCAAUCAACGCGGAGCUCCAUGUACUUACGGCCCCGUGCCAAAUAUUGCCAAAAAAAUGAUAGAGGUCUGAACAAAGUAACGGUAUUUUUAUAUAAUAAAAUGUGUGUGUAUUUAAAUUUUACAACGCGAACGAUCACAACAGUAAUCAUUUGUACAACCGAUAUUGCCAGGGGGGGGGGGGCACAAGUCGAGCUUUAAACGAGUUUAAACGAGCGCGGUAUAGAAAUUUACACGAUGAUGUCGGACUAUAGUAAAAAUAACCGUGACAUGUUGUGUAGUAUUUUGUUCGGAUAACGCGACUCCGCUCGUGCGCAUUGAAUUUCCCGCUUUCGAAGAUCAAGAUGAUGUCCCUCCGACUCACAAGCAGCAUCGUUAAAUUUCACUCGCGCGUCUUCACGAAUACAGUCAAUUCGACAGUAGUGAAUAAUUUCGUGAUGAAUCGGAGACACAUCUUGUACUUAGCAAUGCCUUUAGUAUUAAUAGUGUACCUGUACAUAAGAAGAGAGAUGUUCCUAUGAAGGAUAAUUUAUUUGUGAUUGUGACGCGAGGCUAGUGCAAAUCUUAGGGAAUUCUCAGUAUCAGUAAGUGUGUCUUGCGAGAGAUUACCAUUAUAAAGAAGUAGUUUGCGUGAAAAAGCGUUACGAAUUCCACAUUUAGGAGCUAAAGAGAGCCGUCAUGGAACUAUUACUUUCAAUCACAACGGAAAUUUGCAUUUCCAACUAAUUUAUAAUCUAAUUUUUGAAUCUCCCACGUUUCUCUUUGGACUUUAUUAUACAUAAAUCUGAGUACAAUACUAUGUGUGCAUAAUAUUAGUAAGUUAUAUAAAUUAUAUAUUACAAAAUUAUACACGUGUAUAUAUAUAUAUAUAUAUAU
Molecule: messenger RNA, 5435 nt
Organism: Dinoponera quadriceps
Lineage: Eukaryota; Metazoa; Arthropoda; Insecta; Hymenoptera; Formicidae
Exons: 24
Coding region: 451-4458 (1335 amino acids)
Source: RefSeq, a predicted model, not a curated record